Messenger RNA from Thrips palmi, 9196 nucleotides. It is a transcript of the gene beta-Spec, whose product is annotated as spectrin beta chain. The record is from RefSeq and is a predicted model, not a curated record. Gene Ontology annotation, cellular component: spectrin; cell projection; cell junction. Gene Ontology annotation, biological process: actin cytoskeleton organization; neuron development. Gene Ontology annotation, molecular function: structural constituent of cytoskeleton; actin filament binding; phospholipid binding. Lineage: Eukaryota; Metazoa; Arthropoda; Insecta; Thysanoptera; Thripidae.
CGCGUGCGCAGUGCGGCUGCGCGUCGGAGGACUGGUUUGUUUCUGCGGUAUGGUUUGGGUUUGUCGUCUGUCCAGCAUUAAUUUACCGAUUUUGGCGAGAACAUCGCUUGUUUUGGUCUCUUCUGGAUACCGUCCUGGCGCACUGAAAACAGUGCGGUGUUGCUGACGGUUGGAGGGCGCUGCGUGCGAGGGGUUCUGCCCUAAGCCGUCGCCAUGACGACAGACAUAUCCCUGGUCCGGUGGGACCCGACGCUCCAGUCGGAGAUCGUCGAGGACUACGAGUACGACGGCGGAAACUCAUCGUCACGACUCUUCGAACGAUCGCGCAUCAAGGCGCUAGCAGACGAACGAGAAAGUGUACAAAAAACGUUCCAAAAAUGGGUCAACUCCCAUCUAGUGCGAGUCAACUCGCGUAUCAGCGACCUGUACAUCGACAUGCGGGACGGCAAGAACCUCCUUAAACUCCUAGAAGUACUCUCCGGAGAGAGAUUACCACGGCCAACCAAAGGCAAAAUGCGUAUCCACUGCCUAGAAAACGUAGACAAAGCACUCCAAUUCCUGCGCGAGCAGAGAGUGCAUUUGGAGAACAUGGGGUCCCACGACAUCGUGGACGGCAACCCCCGCCUGUCCCUGGGUCUUAUUUGGACCAUCAUUCUUCGCUUCCAGAUCCAAGACAUCACGAUCGAAGAGACCGACAACCAGGAGACCAAGUCCGCCAAGGACGCCCUGCUGCUGUGGUGCCAGAUGAAGACCGCCGGCUACCACAACGUCAACGUGCGCAACUUCACCACCUCGUGGCGCGACGGCCUGGCCUUCAACGCCAUCAUCCACAAGCACCGCGCCGACCUCAUCCAGUUCGACAAGCUGUCCAAGUCGAACGCCAUGUACAACCUCAACAACGCCUUCAACGUGGCCGAGGACAAGCUGGGGCUCACCAAGCUGCUGGACGCGGAGGACGUCUUCGUGGACCAGCCCGACGAGAAGUCCAUCAUCACGUACGUGGUGACGUACUACCACUACUUCAGCAAGAUGAAGCAGGAGACGGUGCAGGGCAAGCGUAUCGGCAAGGUGGUGGGCAUCGCGCUGGAGAACGACCGCACCAUCCAGGACUACGAGAAGCUGACCAGCGACCUGCUCAUGUGGAUCGAGAACACGAUCGCGUCCCUGGGCGAGCGCAAGUUCGCCAACUCGCUGGAGGGCGUGCAGCGGCAGCUGGCGCAGUUCAGCAACUACCGCACCGUGGAGAAGCCCACCAAGUUCGGAAAGGGCAACCUGGAGGUGCUGCUGUUCACGCUGCAGUCGCGCAUGCGCGCCAACAACCAGAAGCCCUACACGCCGCGCGAGGGCAAGAUGAUCUCCGACAUCAACAAGGCCUGGGAGCGCCUGGAGAAGGCCGAGCACGAGCGCGAGCUGGCGCUCCGCGAGGAGCUGAUCCGGCAGGAGAAGCUGGAGCAGCUGGCGGCGCGGUUCAACCGCAAGGCCGGCAUGAGGGAGACGUGGCUCAGCGAGAACCAGCGCCUCGUGUCGCAGGACAACUUCGGCUUCGACCUGGCCGCCGUGGAGGCCGCCGCCAAGAAGCACGAGGCCAUCGAGACGGACAUCCUGGCGUACGAGGAGCGCGUGCAGGCCGUGGUGGCCGUCAGCCAGGAGCUGGAGGCCGAGAACUACCACGACAUGGCGCGCAUCAACGCGCGCAAGGACAACGUGCUGCGCCUCUGGAGCUACCUGCUGGAGCUGCUGCGCGCGCGCCGACUGCGCCUCGAGCUGUCGCUGCAGCUGCAGCAGAGCUUCCAGGAGAUGACGUACAUCCUGGACUCCAUGGAGGACAUGAAGAUGACCCUGCUGUCCGACGACUACGGCAAGCACCUGAUGGGCGUCGAGGACCUGCUGCAGAAGCACUCGCUGGUUGAGGCCGACAUCAACGUGCUGGGCGAGCGCGUCAAGGCCGUGGUGCAGCAGUCGCAGCGCUUCCUGGACGAGGGCAUGACCGGCGAGGAGGGCUACAAGCCGUGCGACCCCACCAUCGUGGUGGACCGCGUCUCGCAGCUGGAGAACGCCUACUCCGAGCUGGUGAAGCUGGCCGUGGAGCGCCGCUCCCGCCUGGAAGAGAGCAAGCGGCUGUGGCAGUUCUACUGGGACAUGGCCGACGAGGAGAACUGGAUCAAGGAGAAGGAACAGAUCGUGUCCACGGGCGACAUCGGCCACGACCUCACCACCAUCCACCUGCUGCUGUCCAAGCACAAGGCCCUGGAGACGGAGAUCUCGAGCCACGAGCCGCAGCUCGUGUCCGUCAUGUCCGUGGGCGAGGAGCUGGUGCGUCAGGAGCACUUCGGCAAGAAGCGCAUCGAGGAGCGGCUGCAGGAGAUCAUGGGCAUGUGGCACCACCUGCUGGACACGUCCGCGCUGCGCCGCCGCCGCCUCGAGGAGGCCGUCGACUUCCACCGCUUCUUCGCGGACGCCGACGACGUGGACCACUGGAUGCUGGACGUGCUGCGCCUGGUGUCGAGCGAGGACGUGGGCCGCGACGAGGCCAACGUGCAGUCGCUGCUCAAGAAGCACAAGGACGUGGCGGACGAGCUCAAGAACUACGCCACGGCCAUCGAGGCCCUGCACCAGCAGGCCGGCACGCUGGGCGAGCGCGACCGCGAGUCCGCCGAGGUGCAGGAGCGCCUGGCCAGCAUCGACCACCGAUACAAGGAGCUCAUCGAGCUGGCCAAGCUGCGCAAGCAGCGCCUGCUCGACGCGCUGUCCCUCUACAAGCUGCUGAGCGAGUCGGACGGCGUGGAGCAAUGGAUCGGCGAGAAGGACCGCAUGCUGCAGACCAUGGUGCCCGCCAAGGACAUCGAGGACGUGGAGAUCAUGAAGCACCGCUACGACGGCUUCGAAGAGAUGAACGCCAACGCGUCGCGCGUGGCCGUGGUGAACCAGCUGGCGCGGCAGCUGCUGCACGUGGAGCACCCCAACUCGGAGCAGAUCCUGGCGCGCCAGAACCAGCUGAACCACGACUGGGCCGAGCUGCGCGAGAAGGCGGAGGGCAAGCGCGAGGAGCUCAACUCGGCGCACGGCGUGCAGACUUUCCACAUCGAGUGCCGCGAGACCAUCAGCUGGAUCGAGGACAAGAAGCGCAUCCUGCAGUCCACCGACAGCCUGGAGAUGGACCUGACGGGCGUCAUGACGCUGCAGCGCCGCCUGUCCGGCAUGGAGCGCGACCUGGCCGCCAUCCAGGCCAAGCUGGACGCCCUGGACCGCGAGGCCGAGGCCAUCAGCGGCGAGCACCCCGAGGAGGCGGCCGUCAUCCGCCAGCGGAUCGAGCAGAUCCAGACCAUCUGGGAGCAGCUCACGCAGAUGCUCAAGGAGCGCGACUCGAAGCUGGAGGACGCCGGCGACUUGCACCGCUUCCUGCGCGACCUGGACCACUUCCAGGCCUGGCUCACCAAGACGCAGAAGGACGUGGCGUCCGAGGACACCCCCGCGUCGCUCGCCGAGGCUGAGAAGCUGCUGAGCCAGCACCAGAGCAUCCGCGAGGAGAUCGACAACUACACCGACGACUACACCAAGAUGAUGGAGUACGGCGAGCGCCUGACCGCCGAGCCGUCCACGCAGGACGACCACCAGUACAUGUUCCUGCGCGAGCGCCUCAAGGCCCUGCGCGACGGCUGGGAGGAGCUGCACCAGAUGUGGGAGAACAGGCAGCAACUGCUGAGCCAGUCGCUUAACCUGCAGAUGUACAACCGCGACGCCAAGCAGGCCGAGGUGCUUCUGAGCCAGCAGGAGCACGUGCUGAGCAAGGACGAGACCCCCACCAACCUGGAGCAGGCCGAGAGCCUCAUCAAGCGGCACGAGGCCUUCCUCACCACCAUGGAGGCCAACGACGACAAGGUCAACUCCGUGGUGCAGUUCGCCAGCAGGCUGAGCGACGAGGGCCACUUCGCCACCGACAAGGUGCUCAAGAAGGCCCAGAACAUCGAGGAGCGCCGCGAGGCCAAUCGGCAGCGCGCCCUGGAGCAGAUGGAGAAGCUCAAGGACCAGCUGCAGCUGCACCAGUUCCUGCAGGACUGCGAGGAGCUGGGCCAGUGGGUGCAGGAGAAGAACAUCACGGCGCAGGACGAGACGUACCGCAGCGCCAAGACGGUGCACAGCAAGUGGACGCGCCACCAGGCCUUCGAGGCCGAGAUCGCGUCCAACAAGAAUCGCCUGGACGAGGUGCAGCGCUCCGGCGAGGAGCUCAAGAGGGAGAAGCCCGAGCUGGCCGAGCUCAUCGACCCCAAGACCUCGGAGCUGGGCCAGCAGUUCGACGACCUGGAGCGCACCACCAAGGAGAAGGGCGAGCGCCUGUUCGACGCCAACCGCGAGACGCUCAUGCACCAGACCUGCGACGACAUCGACUCCUGGAUGACGGACCUCGAGAAGCAGAUCGAGAGCGAGGACACCGGCACCGACCUGGCCUCCGUCAACAUCCUCAUGCAGAAGCAGCAGAUGAUCGAGACGCAGAUGGCCGUCAAGGCCAAGCAGGUGACCGAGCUGGAGUCGCAGGCCGAGUUCCUGCAGCGCACCGUCCCGGAGAAGAUGGACCAGAUCACCGAGAAGAAGAAGGCCGUGGAGCAGCGCUUCGAGCAGAUCAAGGCGCCCCUGCUGGAGAGGCAGCGGCAGCUGGAGAAGAAGAAGGAGGCGUUCCAGUUCCGGCGCGACGUGGAGGACGAGAAGCUGUGGAUCGCCGAGAAGAUGCCCCAGGCCACGUCCACCGACUUCGGCAACUCGCUCUUCAACGUGCACAUGCUCAAGAAGAAGAACCAGUCCCUGCGCAACGAGAUCGACAACCACGAGCCGCGCAUCCACGCCGUGUGCAGCAACGGCAGGAAGCUCAUCUCCGAGGACCACGAGGACGCGCCGCAGUUCAUGCACCUCAUCGAGGACCUGCUGUCCAAGUGGGACCGCCUCAAGUCUGCUGUCGAUGAGAGGCGCAACCAGUUGCUGCAGUCUGAGAAGGCGCAGCAGUACUUCUUCGACGCCAGCGAAGCUGAGUCGUGGAUGAGUGAGCAGGAGUUGUACAUGAUGGUGGAAGACCGUGGCAAAGAUGAAAUUUCUGCGCAAAACCUUAUGAAGAAGCACGAGGGCCUGGAACAGGCAGUGGAGGACUAUUCAAAUACCAUUCGGCAGCUGGGAGACACCGCUAAGCAGCUUAUCAGUGAACAGCAUCCAGACAGUGACCAGAUUGCUGUGAAGCAAUCUCAAGUGGACAAACUGUAUGCUGGACUGAAGGACCUGGCGGGUGAGCGAAGAGCCAAGUUAGAUGAAGCUCUACAACUCUUCAUGUUGAACAGAGAAGUAGAUGACCUGGAGCAAUGGAUUCAACAGAGAGAAUUAGUGGCUGGUUCACAUGAGCUUGGUCAAGAUUAUGACCAUGUCACUCUCCUUUGGGAGAGGUUCAAGGAAUUUGCUCGUGAUACUGAAGCUGUUGGCUCAGAGCGAUUCAAUCAAGUGAAUAGCAUUGCUGAUUCACUAAUUGCAGCGAGUCACUCUGACAGUGCCACAAUUGCCCAAUGGAAAGAUGGUCUUCUAGAAGCAUGGCAAGAUCUCCUUGAGAUGAUUGAAACUCGAACACAGAUGCUGGUUGCAUCUCGUGAACUUCACAAGUUCUUCCAUGACUGCAAGGAUGUCUUGGGUCGUAUCCAAGAAAAGGAACACGCCAUGUCUGAUGAAUUGGGCCGCGACGCUGGCUCAGUUUCUGCACUCCAGCGAAAGCAUCAAAACUUCAUGCAAGAUUUGCAGACCUUACAGUCACAGGUUUCUCAAAUUCAGAAGGAGUCUGAGAAUUUGCAGACAUCCUAUGCAGGUGAUAAGGCCAAGGAAAUCACAAACAGAGAAGCAGAAGUUGUUAACGCCUGGAGUAAUCUUCAGAAUAUGUGUGACAGUCGCAAACAGAAGUUGGCUGAUACUGGAGAUUUGUUCAAAUUCUUUAUUGAUGUUAGAACACUUAUGUUGUGGAUGGAUGAUGUUGCACGGCAAAUGAACACUUCUGAAAAACCCAGGGAUGUUAGUGGAGUAGAGCUACUAAUGAACAACCACCAAAGUCUUAAAGCUGAAAUAGAUACCCGAGAAGAAAAUUUCACUGCCUGUAUAUCUUUAGGCAAAGAGCUUCUCUCGAGAAAUCAUUAUGCAUCAAAUGAGAUUAAGGAAAAGCUUCUUUCACUGACCAAUCAAAGACACUCCUUGUUACGACGCUGGGAGGAGCGAUGGGAAAACCUCCAGCUUAUUUUGGAAGUUUAUCAGUUCGCUCGAGAUGCAGCAGUCGCAGAGGGAUGGCUUAUAGCACAAGAACCUUAUCUAAUGGCUAGUGAACUUGGAAUGAGUAUAGAUGAUGUAGAAGCACUCAUCAAGAAACAUGAAGCCUUUGAAAAGUCUGCUGCUGCCCAAGAGGAAAGAUUCAGUGCUCUGGAGAGGCUUACAACUUUUGAAUUAAAAGAGUUUAAGAGGAGAGAAGAAGAAAAAGAAAGGAAACGACAAGAAGAGUUGGCAGCUCAGCAGCAACCUAUUACAUCACCGCAAGGAACCGGAGAUAGGCCCGAUGGUCCCGGUUCACCGCAAGCAGAAGCAGUUCAGGCUGCUAGUGACCAGGAGGCACAAGUGGUGACGGAUGUUGAAGAUAAUUUGCACAAGCGUCGCACGAUGCCAGAACCUGCACCGUCUCUGCGGCAAAAUCCUCCGGAAAGGGUUAAAUCUCUUCCUGUUCAAUCAACACAACCAACCGCCCCAAGGUUGAGCGCCAAAGAUACCUCUUCCACCUCUCGGAAGAAAGACCGCUCACGUUCUAAGUCGCCAUUCAGAAGUUUCCGUUGGAAGAAAGGCUCGGGUCCAAAGAGCCCCACUCUUGCUCCUACUAGCGCCAGUGAUGAUGAAUCCAACAUGGAGAGAGAAGAAGCUGCUUCAUCAACCAACAUGGAGGGUACCUUAACUCGGAAACAUGAAUGGGAGAACCAGACAAAGAAGGCAACCAACAGGUCAUGGGAUAAGGUGUACAUGGUCCUACGAGGAAGCCUCUUCUCUUCAUAUAAAGACCAAAAGUCGUACAACUCCGCUCCUGGAAUCUGCUUUAAGAAUGAGAGUCCAGCUGAUCUUAGGGGAGGAUCUUGUCUCCUUGCAGAGGACUAUACUAAGAAGAAACAUGUAUUCAGGCUCAAGUUAAAUGGUGGUGCUGAAUACUUGUUCCAAGCUAAAGAUGACAGUGAAAGAUCUAAAUGGGUAACAAGUUUGGCACAGGCUUGCGAAUUGCAAGGCUCUCCAGGACCAUCUCGAGCCCAGACCUUACCUGCAUCAACAGAGCAGCGCAGAGAGGAUGCCAAGAGACGCAGUUUCUUCACACUCAAGAAAAGUUAAGAGUGCUGGAGGACAUUCUGUCGCUCUUUUUUCAUCACAUGGCCGCUAUCCAGCUAUUCCCACCUCUCGCUGAAAAGCUACUCACCGUGAUUGACACCCCGGCACCAUGUUGCCAGAAGAUCAUUUGUUAUCACUUUGUACCAUCAUUUAUUUUAUUUGUGUCAUGAUUCAUUUGUUCAUAACUGUGCAGCAGUUUUUCAGCAAUACAAAGCUUAUCAUUUUUAUUUGUAUAAACAUGUAUUUACUGCCAGGUUUUUCAAACUAAUGUUAUUUUAAUGAUACGGAAGCACAACGCCUCAUGUUCAUAGGUGGGCUGGGGACAGAUUGGCUGAGAAAAUGUUUUUAAAUAUUUCCUUAAUUUAUUAAUAAAGUUUUACCUUUUUGUAUGUGUGGAACAAUGCAUUAUGGCUUUAAUUCUCCACUAUGCCAGGAACUGAAUAGUUCUCCAAGCUUGUCUUUUUACGUCCCCUAUGAUGCAAGAACUGUGCCUUCAAACCAAUUGUAUGUGAACUCAGUUUACCAGAUUUCAAAUAAUGGUGUGGUGCCAUUUCAUUUUAAAGGCUAUCCCGUCUACAUGGACUCUUCAUCAGUGAAGCAUAUGUGAAUGUUAGACAACUUUGUGUAUUUUUUAUGAAUUUUUGUGCAUUUGGAAGCUUUGGCUGGUACCAACAUCACAUGAGAAUACCUUAAGGAAUGAUUGUGUGUAAAUAUCAGCUUUUAUUUGAGUCAUGUGCUUUAGAAUACGAACUUCUUUUAAUUGUUUUAAUGUAUCCUCCCCCCUCCCUUUUUUUUGGAGCUUCCAAAUUUUUUUUUCUCUUAUUGUGACAUAUUUUGUUUGAAAGACACUUUUAUUUUGUGGUAUAGGGUAUUUCUUUUUCUCUAUUGAAAGUCCUUUAUACUUGCAUCUCUUUGUAAGAAGAUUAAGUGGUUGAAAUUCUUCAAAAUAUUGACUCUUGAUUUUUUUUAAAAUGCCAAUUCAGAGCUUAUUAUUGUCCUCUUCGGAAAUGUAUUCAUCGGCACAUAAGACAAAUUGUUUUGCUCUCCACCCCUGUUUUGUAUGUUCUUCAUACCGUUUUUGGCUCUGCACUCUACGCUGUACAGCCUCCAAUGGAGGUCAUAAGGAGUUUUCCACUCCCAUAAAAUUAUAUAUUGUCUUAUAUGCUGAUGAAUAAAGAAAUCCAAAUGCAGAUCUUUAACUAUAGUUGCUAGUCACUUAAUUGUAGAGGACUGCAUUCACGUUACAGAUUGACUGAUGGUGUUAAGUGGUCACCUGUGGUGCUUCACCUAGAGCUUGUUUUAAAUAAAAUAAGUUAAGUAGCAUAAUUUGAAGAGUUUAAUUUCAGCCCUGAAUCUGUUAUUGAGCGAGAUUGAAAUUGAGUAAAAUUGCUAAUUGAGUGUGUGCUUCAAUCAGGGAUGUGCAAUCUGAAGAUGUUGAAGAGUACUUUUUAUAAUGCAAAGAAAUUAUUUAAUAUAUAUUUAUUAGGUGCAUUUUGUACAGCUGAUUUAAGGGUCUUUACUUCGUAAUAAUAUCAACAGAAACUCUGAUAAAACUCUGUGGGGAUGUAAUGAAGAACAUAAAUAGAAAACUUCCAUAGGAUGUUGUGUUUAUAUUUAAUAAAAUCACUUUUGAAUCAUGUUAUAUUUGCACAUUCCUACUAGAAUGCAGUAACAUGUUCAGAAUUUUCUUUCUCUCUCUUAUUUCCAUCCCUAGUGUUCAGUUUAGAUUAUGCAGCUACUUGUGCCCUGCCCAAGGAUAUGAACAUUGUAAAUUUGGUUUUAGUAAUGGGAAAAGUGCUUACAAUAAAGAAAUCAGCUGACUGAA